Zerene cesonia (dogface butterfly) is the source of this 8707-nucleotide messenger RNA. It is a transcript of the gene kon, whose product is annotated as chondroitin sulfate proteoglycan 4. The transcript is spliced from 25 exons. The coding region runs from base 468 to 7529 and encodes 2353 amino acids. The record is from RefSeq and is a predicted model, not a curated record. Lineage: Eukaryota; Metazoa; Arthropoda; Insecta; Lepidoptera; Pieridae.
UCGUGCGUAUCGUACGUCUGUGGCUUGCGUCCCAAAUUUAGUCGAUUUGUCGUAUUGUUUAGAUGGUCUGUGCAUAGGUACUAGCCUAUGUUCAUUGCCUCGUUUACUCUUUGGUCAUUUACUGUAUUGUCAAUUUUUAUUUUGUCAGCCAUGUUAUUGCUGUAGAAGUAUUUUUUGUGGUUCAGUAACUAUUCAUUUUCUUGCAUAAAAAAGUUAUCAACGUGUUUCAAACGUAGUGAACAUAUUUACUUAAGUGAUCAUAUUAUUGUGAACAUGAGUUAAGGCUGAAUUUUGUGAUAUUCUGCUUUGUUCAAAGAUGCUUCAACACUUUUUAGUUGAGACAGUUUUAAAAAUAAAUUCUGGUUCAUUAAGAUACUCUUUUUGGAUUGCAAUUAAUCUCAAUCGUGAGAACUCUUACGUUACUAUGUGUUAAUGUUUACUAUUUACGUACUAGUUUAAAAGUCAACAUGGAAAUUUUACUUAUUUUAUGUAUUAUUCCUGUUAGUUUUGCUUACGAUAAAGCAUCUUUCUAUGGUGCCAGUUACAUUUCAUACCCACUACAAGAAGCAAAAGGGGCAACAGAUAUAAGUUUUAGGUUUCGAACACAUUUAUCAGAUGCCCUACUUCUUCUCGCCGCUGGAAAAACAGAUUAUUGCAUGAUUCGCCUUGAGAGUGGAAGACUAAAGUUGCACAUAAAUUUGGGUGCUGGAGAAAGUGAGCUAUCUUCUCCAAAGGGCUUUCAUUUAAAUGAUACCCAGUGGCAUCAUGUUAGCAUCAUAAGAAGAGAAGCCAAUCUCACCCUAAAGGUCGACGACAGUACAGUGAAGAAGAGAUUGCCAGGACGAUUCUUUGAACUAAAUAUACAUUUUGGUGUAUUUCUCGGUGGUCAAGGAGAUUUCUCUGAGUUGUUCCUUGGUCACAUGGAGAAUUUUCGCGGUUGUAUGGAAGAUGUAUUUUAUAAUGGCGUGAAAAUAUUAGAAAAAGCGCGAAGCCGUAGUGCUUCAGUGCAGCUCGAAGGUGUGACCUGGAACUGUGCGCCAGAAUUCGACGCCGAUUUAAACUCUGAUAUAAGCUUCGUCGAUGAAGGAGCAUAUAUGAUCCUUCCUAAAAUAAACUCUAGAGCGGGAGGCAGGUGGCAAAUCGAAUUCAAGACGAUUACGCCGAAUGCUGUAAUCCUGUACAAUCCGGGCGGUGGCCGAGGAUCUGACUUCUUAGCUGUAGAAAUUUUAGAGGGGAUUGUUCGUGUGAAAAUGGCGCGCGGACAAAUAGCGCACACCGUGAGGGUGAACGAUGGACAGUGGCAUAAGCUGCAUCUCCUAUUUAACCCUUCCUUGAUUGAGUUGUCAGUGGAUAAUAUAGCAAUGAGUACUCGCAUAGAGAGUAGUGGUACGAGGUAUUUAGACCUGUCUGAUACAUUCUACCUCGGUGGCAUAGAGAGCGAUAAGCGUCAAAGGGCUUUCGCUAAAGGAGUGAAAGCAGCUGAUUCUAGUAUUAUGGGCUGCAUAAAACCGAUAGAAGUUGAGGAUAAGAUAUUCGGCCUACCGAACGCGGUGGUGACGUGCGGUGUCACCCCUAAGUGCGUGUGGUGGUAUCCAUGUCACUCCAGCCCCAGUCCUCCUUGCCUGCCCAAAGCUAUCUGUGGCCAACACGGCGUCGACCACUUCACGUGCAAGUGCGAUAGUGAUCUAUGCAUCAACCCGGAUUACGCUGAGAAAUAUAAGGUGUUCUCAAAGUCGAGCAGCGAACUGGAACUAGUGGCUUUAUACCCAUUGACGGUACAAGAAGGUGGUGUAGCAGUCAUAACAACUCAGAACAUUGACGUUAUUCUUGACCACCAUAAAUAUGGAGUUAGACCUUCUGGUGUUCUGCUGCAUGUGGCGCAGAAACCUCAGCACGGUAGGAUCGCUGUGGAUCUGACGUCACAGAGGAAUUCCCCACAGUACACCAAUUAUGUAGAUGGGGAUAAAUCGCGGCAGUUCUUUUCACUAUUGGAUUUGUCGAGGGACAAGGUUCGCUACGUCCACGACGGAUCGGAGAACCACCAAGAUGCAAUAGUACUAGAAAUGGAACUGAUACCGGAGACCAAAUUCACGUUGCCGAGCUAUCUACAAGGGCGGAAUACGUUCGUUUUACACGUGAACGUUACGCCUGUUAACGAUCCGCCUGUACUCAAUCUUCUACCAGGCAAAGUACUCAGGUUAACUCAGGGUACAAGGAAAGUGAUCACUUCAGAAAUAUUAAAAGCAGAAGACCCCGAUACACCACCCGUAGACUUAUUGUAUACUGUAAUACAUGGCAAGAAUGAAGCUAGCAGUGGUCACAUAGAAAUGUCAGGUCAGCCAGUGGAUUCCUUCACGCAGCAAGACAUAGACGCCGGUGUUAUUUCUUUCGUUCAUGGAACGUCUAGUGAUAAGCAACUGAACAAAACUUCGCUGAGACUCACGCUACAAGUAUCAGAUGGCAUUGAAACAAGCGGGCCAGGCGUGCUGCGGAUAUCUAUAGUGCCGUUACAAGUGCGGCUCAUUAACAACACGGGACUACAAUUGGUGCACAAUUCGUACGCAAUCAUUUCGGCUGACAAUCUCACGUUCACGACUAACGCUGAUGAAACCAACGUACAAGUAAAGUAUGACAUUGUAAAACCACCUCAGUUUGGAGUGGUGGAACGGCUGAGGGUGUUAGAUGGUACUUGGCAGACUGUGGACUCGUUUACCAGUGAGAUGUUAGCCUUUGGUCGUGUCAGAUAUAUGCAUUUACUUGGAAAUCCGACCCAUGACGAGUUUAAGUUUAAAGCCUCUGUUGGAACGAUCCGAACGAAUACAUUAUACGAUUUUAGAUUAACAUUUAUAAAACUAGAAUUGUAUCAAACGACAAACGAAGAAUUACUUCUAAAUAACACUCGAGAAGCGUUCAUAUCUUCGCAACAUUUAAAGUUUCAGACAAGACCCUUGCAGUUAUCAAGCGAUAAAAUUACAUUUACACUACUUAAACCCCCAAAGUAUGGCAUAUUACAUUUGUCUUCUGGCAAUCAUCAUUUGCAAAUAUACAGCUCUUUUACUCAAGAAAACAUAGAUACCGACCAGUUGUGGUAUAGACUUCACAGACGUGCCUAUUCUCAUAUUCAAGAUGAGUUUACAUUUAUGGUUGGUGCAGCCGAGUGUGAGAACAUUACUGGGGUUAUGACAAUACGUCAUAUCCCCGGUCCUUCGCCCAUUGACCAUACUUCUAAUCGAUUCCAUACGACACUAGAAAGACUGCAAGUUAUGGAAGGUUCUAGAAUGACGAUACCAGCUACGCAUCUAAACUUUCGCACAGAUUCUGUAACUAACUUAGUGUUCAAUAUCACUCAUUUGCCCAAACACGGAAAAAUAGAAGUGAUUAGUGAUAAUCAGAAAAUUCUGAGAGAUAACACUACUUAUUUUACACUGAAAGAGUUGAAUUCAAAUAGAGUUUAUUAUGCUCAUGAUGAUUCCGAAAGUAGGCAUGAUUCCUUUCAUUUUAUGGCGCUUAGUCCAGAACCAGAGGAUUUUCAAUAUGUCGGCGUGUUUCACAUUGACAUUAUACUAAAGAAUGACAACAGCCCAACAAGAAUGAGUGAGAACGUUUUCCAUAUAGUGCAUGGCGGCGCUAGGCUGGUCACAGCUAGAGAUUUAAGUUACACAGACCUAGAUCUGGAUACAAAACCUUCAGAUAUAACUUACACUGUUCAAAGAUUUACCAAAGAUCCACCUAACGGGGGAAUAUUCAGAGCUGAUAAUCCUUCAGAACAAAUUGCGCAGUUCACCCAGGAUGACAUAAAUAAGAAUCUUGUGUUGUUCAAGCAUCAAGGUAAAGAAAAUGGGAAAUUAUCCUUUUGGGUAUCUGAUGGUUUGUUUGAUGUGAAUGGUAAUUUGGAAGUGCAAGCCUCUCCUCCGUUCAUUAGAAUGUUCCCAACAAAUGGUUCUAUUGUUGAAAACGGAAAAGCGGUUGUGAUAACCACUAGGGAUAUGCAAGUGGAUACAAACAUGAAUUGUUUAGAAGAGGACAUUCGUUACGAAAUAAUUCAAGAACCAAAACACGGUUCUAUCGAGGUGGGUGAAGGUCAAGGAGCAAUCACGUUCACACAACUAGAUGUGGCAGCGGGAAGAGUUUCAUAUAGACACAGGGAACCUAAGAUACCCACAGAUGCUUUCAGGUUCAAAGUCAUGUGCCUGGAAGCGUGGGGAGAGGGGAUAUAUUCCAUUAAAAUAUAUCCGUCCAGCUUUUGGGAACCAUUAGUAGUAACUUCUAACAAACCGCUUAUCGUUGAAGAAUCUACUAGUGUCAAUAUCACUAAGGACAUAUUAGAGGUAAUGCACCCACAAAUUGAACCAUCGAAUAUUGUAUAUCAAGUUGUGGAAGGCCCUUAUUAUGGUUGGCUCGAAAUCUCCAAUACAUUGGGUUCUUUAGAAUUAGAAAACUAUAAUGAAGAACCGGUACAUACUAGAAUGUUCGAUCAGUCUGUUAUAAAUGCAAAUCGACUGGUUUACGUCCAAUCCGGAGUAAAUAGAACGAGGGAUAAAAUCAAAAUGGAUGUCACAAAUGGAAUAGUGUGGCUCAGGUCUUUGGAACUUAUGGUAGUUAUAAUACCUGAACAUUUUUAUAUAAUGGCCUCGAAUAUAACGGUUGUUGAAGGAGAUGCAGUGAGCAUCAAACAGGAUAUGUUCAAGACGGUCACAGAGUAUUAUCGAGGGAAAGUGGUCUCAUACAAAGUUGUUGAAAAGCCCAAGUUUGGCAGAAUAACAUUGGGCGACCAAGAAUUAGCAUUGCUGCCGGUUUUGAAGCUUAAUACUGGAAAUAUUCAGUAUGUUAACGAUGGUUCAGAAGAGUCACUAGAUUCUCUUAAACUGGUGGCGAUAACCGAGAACGGUAAGGAGAGUGAACCAUUCCGUGUGGUGAUUAACAUUGUACCAGUGAAUGAUGAAACACCGAUAGUUGCGGCUAACACUGGCUUGUGCGUGUGGGAGGGUGGCACGUUCACGUUCACUAGGAAUGAAUUAUAUGUGAAUGACAUAGACACCCCGCUAGAAAACGUUACAAUACGUGUUGUGGAUAUCGUCUCUGGGUAUAUCGCUAUGAAAGGAGAUCUCGAAACUCCUGUAUACCACUUUACUCAGGCUGAUAUAGACAAACGAAAAGUGAUCUUCGUUCAUACCAAUGGCACAAAGGGAAAAAUGAUAUUCAAUGUGACGGAUGGACUUCACGAGCUGUCGAAAAUCACAUUUUUAAUAACUACAAAAUCCGUAUCGCUAAAGCUUGCUCGAAAACAUACAUUACGUGUAUUUCCCUUGAUGAGGGAACCGCUGAAUAAUUACCAUUUGAUGGCCAAAUGCUCAGAUGCAACGCGAAAUAUUAUAUACAAAAUAGAAAGGGCGCCAACGCUCGGUAGACUCAUCAUGUUUACAAGUGACAAUCAUCACAGAUCUAUAAAGCAAUUCACUCAACAAGAUAUAAAUAAUACUCUUGUGUACUAUGAACACACACAUCCCUUUUCCGAUCUAUAUACCAAUGAUUCUUUCAUAUUUUCUGUCGAAGCUGCAUUAGCCAAACCAGUUACUGAUCAAGUUUUUAACAUAGACAUAUCUGUUUCAUCCGGUGGUCUAGCUAAGUACGUAUAUAUCCCGCAGAUAAAAUGCCAAGAAGGUGGAAACACGGCUAUUGUAGUGAAUGUUACAAAUGUCAUAGUAUAUUUGGAAACACAAGCGGGAUUAAGACAGCCUCAGGUUGAAGCGCAAUGGUCGCAGCCCACUUACGGGGAGUUGGAACCUUCUCUGUCUUCUCUAACUCAACAACAGCUAGAAAGUGGCGUUGUUACGUACAAACAUGACGACUCUGAUACAUUACAAGACAAAAUCGAUAUGGCUCUAUAUUUAUUGCCAGAUUAUAUGCUCCUCUGUAAUGUCACCAUUUCGAUUCAAAUUUUACCAGUCAACGAUCAGCCCUUCCGACUUUUGAGUGAUUCGCCGCAGAUACAAGUGGUACAUGGUGAAAAUUAUACCAUCACCAAAAGCGAUUUGCUUACUGAGGACGCUGAUACAAGUCCCUCUGACAUCUUAUACGAUAUAAUUAGCGGCCCCACACAAGGCAGAAUAGUUAUGUUGGACAAGAAUCAAACAAUUGAUGAAGCGCAAUCCAUUAAUAAAUUCACUCAAGAAGAUAUAAACAACGGCAAGAUUAUCUAUGAACAUUCUGGAAUGUUGCAGACUGCCACAUUCUAUUUUAGAGUAUGGGAUGGUCAAUUCAAACCUACAUAUACUGUAUUCACUAUAGACGUAAUUCCUGUAAUAUUAAAUGCGACGUCGUCGCAUCCCAUAUAUUUGCAACAAGGUUCUAACGUUGCUACCGUUACUACAGAUCAAAUUUACAUCGAAACGAAUGCAAAACAAUCCAAAGUAUGGUACAACAUAACGAGACAACCUUUACAUGGGAUGAUUUACGUCGGUCGUAAUCCCGUGACUUACUUUUCCCAGAAAGAUUUGAUGGAUAAAGUCGUUAUUUACAUGCAGAAUGAUAUGACUGUAGCUAAUGACAGUUUUGAAUUGAUAGCUUACGUUCAUAACAGUAAUGCAACACCUCCAUUUAGCAUAGAGGUGACGGUGCAGCCCUUGAUGAUAUUGACAGACCUUAAGGUAGACAAAGACAAGACUAAACUCACUAUUCAUAAUUUAGAUGCGACAGAGCUCGCUAAAUUAACAGCCAGCGACCCAGUCUACACACUGAUAAAGAAGCCCAAGUAUGGUGUUUUGAAAAAGAUUAUUCGUAGUUCGGGUGAAAAAACUAGUGCAAGGGUACGUGAAGUGGCUUACUUUACACAUGAAGAUGUGAAAGCUGGGGUGAUUUACUAUGUAACUAAGAAAAAAGCAUAUGAACUUAACGGGCUCGAAGAUAGCUUUAGUUUCCUGCUCGCUGCGACAAUAUUCCAACCAGCUGCUGGUGAUGUCAGGAUUAUCAUUGGGAAUGGCUUGAAAAAGAACUUGCCUGGUCCUAAUGAUCCUGAAAGCCACGAAGGUGUCCCGGUGGCAAAUGGAAAUAAUGGGCCGUACUACAUGAUGAUCUUGAUGGCGCUCUUGGGUGUUGUCCUCGCAAUCAUCGUCAUAUUUGGUAUAUUGAAAUGUCGUCGAUAUCUGAUGAGAGAUCAGAACGCUAUGGUCAAGAUUCAUGGACAGAAUCAAGGAACAGUCGCUCCUAUACCUUUACCGAGACCACCUGACCAUUUGAUGCCUUCACCUACACAAGCCACGCCUUCUAUUAAAAGAUACGUAUCAUCAGAGCAAUCGGUGACGGGCACAAGCACGCCAGUGCCGUCCGGCGGCAGCGUCGCGUGCAAGGUGACGCCGCUGGCGGACGCGGUGCUGCCGGACCUUAACGCGCGGUACCCGUACGGUACCGAAGACCAUACCGACGCAGAGGACUGGAGUAGCUACGAAGCGAGCGAGUCAGCGUACCCGAUCCGAACGCCCGGCGUCGCUCCAUCAAACCCCAUGCUGAGACGCAACCAGUACUGGGUCUGACCCCGGGGUAGCCAUUCGUUGCCGAGACCAGUGACUGUGACAUUUGAAAGAGAGGAAGAAGAAUGCGUCACACUGAACCGCAGGUCGCAGUCUCGGCGCGGCAUAGAAUUAGUUCCUACACCUUUUCUACUAAGCAACUACAAGGUGUCCAAGUACCCAAGCUGUGAAGUUACUCUCUGAACGGAAUCCUUCUAGUUCGUAAGUUAUACAUAGUUGGCGUUCACUCGUCUAUCGAGUGAACCAUAGAGGAUAAUCAAUGAAAUGGAACCAAAGUGUCGUUCUGUGCCAAAAACAACAAUGUUUUGUUAUUUAUUGAAUAGAUACGGUAGACUACGGUUUGUGGCAUGUAUGUCGUGUGUUUUACGAGGAAAUUAAUUAGUUGCCUUAAAUAUAUUUUAUGCAUAGAUUAUAACUGUAUUAAUUUUGGACGAUGUUAUAAUUAAUGUUUAUAUUUCCAUACAUUUGAUUGGAUUAUCGCAUACAAAAGUAAUGUUGAAAAUUCAUUUGUCCUGUUUGAUAAAGUAAAAUCGUUGCUUGAUUUUCAAAUUAUACGUGUGCUUCUUUUAACAAUGAAAGACGUUAAUGCCUAUUGAACUGGAAUUAGUAAUAAACAUCGUUAUUUUGCAUAUAUUGUGAAUUAUCUAUGAAAUAAAACAUACAAACAGUACCAGCAGAAUAUUGUACUCCGUUAUUGCCAAAAUAAAGUGCCAAAUGCCAAAUAUAUAUAAAGAUUGUUAACAGCGAUUUGUUAAUAUUGCACGAAUGAGGAAAGCAAACGUUUUCUUGUUAAAUAUAUUACGUUUAUUUAGAGUUAUUAUAGAACAAAAUUAUUAUAUCGGCUACUAAAGACUUAUAUUGUAGAUAAACACUAAUUAUAUUAAUUAUUAUACACAGUCUAUUUAAUUUUAAGCGCAGGCAAUAGUUUUAGUAUUAUUUAAUUAGAGAAUUUUAUGAUAUAUGUGUUUUUUUUUUAGUGAAAUAUGAAAUUUAUAUUUGAAGGAAUGUUGUAUUUCACCAUUAUUCCAAAACAAAUAUUAUCUAUCUUUCUGAUUAACCAUUCCCAAUUUGAUUCGAUAGAUAUUAAUGAAUUCGUUAAUCAGUCAUACUUAAACAAAGGUAACAUAAACGUUUCCAUUUCUUUGUGUUUGUUACCUCAUGUCUUUUAUUGGGUGAACCAA